CUCAUUCUUCCAGUUCAGUGUUCAACGUGAAACAUGUGCCGGCGCUAGUCGUGAAGAUUUUUGGUUGAUUUCGUGCAUUUAUCGAAGAAAUUCAGCCCGUUUUGUGAUAUUUAGUGACCACCUCCACACCGAAAAUGAACAUCAACGCCCUGCCGGAGGAAUUCCCUCCCAGCAACAUCGAUUUGAAGCGCAAAGAAGUGUCGCACAUUUCGGCCUGGCGAGACAAGGAGGAAUUUAACGCAGUCUACAAGCAGAUCUUCUGCUCGCCGAAGAGCGACAUCGGGGCGCGGGAACGUGCCGCGGAGACGCUCAAGGUGUGGAAAAUCCGCCAGAAUCGGCACACCCCGGUCAGUGUGCUGUGCACGUUGGCCAUCCUGGAGGUGCAGAAUCGCGAUUCGCGGCAGGGUGACAAGGUGCAGGCUAACGAGUUGAAGAGCUUGUACUCGGGUGCGUUUACGAGGUUUAUCAACUUCUUGACGGAAUGCCACCAGCAGAGUGGAGCCGGCAGGAAGGGUUCGAUUUCGGCCCGGAUGAAGGAGAUCGGUAUUGAGGGUUUUCUGGUGGAGCUGCGACAUUUGUGCGCGCACAGUUCGGUGUCGAUUUCGUUGGAUGUGUUCCGGCGAUCGGCGGAAUACUGCAUGAACUGGCUGAAGGUUUGCUACUGGAAGAGGGAAUUGCAGUUGAUUCAGAGUUGCGACGGAAGGCAGGUUAAGGGUGGCACGCUGUUGGAUAAAAUUGGGGAUGAUUUACGGUACUUGGUCAGCGUGUACGAUAUUGCGACGAAGGCGAUCCACAAGGGUGCAAGGAUGAUCGUUGGAAGUGAGCAACACUUGACGAGUUCCCAGUUCAAACUACUGAAAGAGCACGCCGAAGCCAACAACGAAAAUCAGCUGAGCACGAUCGUUUCAGACGUGGUUGAAUACAUCUUAGAGAAACUGAAAUUUCCCAAAACGCCGGAAGCAACUCCAGCAAUCUGCGACGUUCUACUCAACUGCCAGUACAUGUUUGAAGCAGCGGCCAAAGGACAAACCCAAGGACUUGCUCACAUCCAUCAACAAUUCGUUCAAACCCUCGUCGUCAAAGGGUUCAUUCAAAUCUACCUCGAAAAGCUGAUCGCCAUCUGCGAGGAUGACCUGGAAGCACCGGAACGUCGCCAAGGGGCCAGGUUCUGGGCCACGGAAAUUGCGCUCGCCUUCCGACUGCUGAAAAAGUUCAAGAAACUGCUCAAAGCACUCCCCGAGCGAACGCACCAAUACAAACAGCAGGAUCAUAAACGCAAAAUGUCCAAAACGGUGCUCGCGAUCUACCAGAACAAGCUGCGCGUAGACCUGCAGAACACGAUUAUCAUCGGAACGUCGGUCAACUGCCCGUGGCAUCUGCGAUUGUCCCGCGGCUAUCUGAUGGAGCGCAUUCUGAACGUCAACGAGUACACCAAGGAGCUGUUGCCACUAAUUCUCGCCCUGGCGGAACCGCACCUCAAGCUGUCUCAGCGGGAGUCCAUCGAAGCGGCGACUGAAAAGUACACCCUCAACUAUCUGGCCGUCAUCGAGGAUCAGCCCGACGAGUUGCCUUCGUCGACGCCGAAACGGUCCGCCGCUGCCGGCAACCGAUCCCAGGCCAAGGUUUACUCGCUGGAGGACGUGCUGAAGCAUACGGCCGAAGGAGGCGGCGAGGAGGCUCCGGCAAGCAAAAAGGCGCGCAAGUUUGGGGUUUGGUCGGAGGUUCCGAUUGAUGAGGGAGCCGACUGGGGCCAGUGUCCGCUGGGGAAGCUGAUGUGGGAUUGAGUACGCGUCAAUAAAACUGUUGCAAUAUGC
This is a messenger RNA of Culex quinquefasciatus (southern house mosquito), 1814 nucleotides long. RefSeq lists its product as uncharacterized. Gene Ontology annotation, cellular component: preribosome, large subunit precursor; Las1 complex. Gene Ontology annotation, biological process: maturation of 5.8S rRNA; maturation of LSU-rRNA. Bases 135 to 1784 code for a protein of 549 amino acids. The record is from RefSeq and is a predicted model, not a curated record. The transcript is spliced from 3 exons. Gene Ontology annotation, molecular function: endonuclease activity. Lineage: Eukaryota; Metazoa; Arthropoda; Insecta; Diptera; Culicidae.